Messenger RNA from Paramecium sonneborni, 1439 nucleotides. The record is from the annotation of a GenBank genome assembly. NCBI's taxonomy places the organism in Eukaryota, Ciliophora, Oligohymenophorea, Peniculida, Parameciidae.
AUGAAAAAUAAUCUUUAUCAAUUAUUAGAUUAAGCUAAUGUUAAAAGAGUGAAAUCGGAAUCUGAAUUAUCUAAACCAUAAUCACUUUUUGGAAGAUCAAAGAAUUUAGAAGACUCAAAUUAAUUUUAUCUAUUAGAUUUAUAUCAUAAAGGAUUAUAUGAAAAAAUUUGUGCUGAAUGUUAAAAAUCUCAAAAUAACUUUAAAAUCUUAUUUUCUAUUAAUGAAUCUGAUUUUAAAUUAUAAGUUUAUAUUACCCAAGAUUAUUCAUAUUAAAAAAUAGAAUAUUUAUCUCUAAAUUAGUUAAGAGAAUUCCCUAAACUAUUUAAAGUUAUACAUAAUAAAACUGGGGAAAAUUCAUUGUAAUCAGAUUUACUAUUAUUGCCUAAUGAAAAUAUGUAUUAUAUUUAUUAAUUUCUAUUAGAAUAUUGGGAAGAUUUAGUAUUGAUAAAAUACCUAUUUAAAUUCCUAGUUAAAUAUAUUAUAACUCUAAUCCCUGGUUUGAAAUAGGUUAUGCUGUUGAAAGAUUUAGUUUAAAUUAUGAAGGCUUUGAAAAAUAAUCUUUAUAUGUAGGAGAAAUAAAUGAUAGAUAUAAUCCUAUAAAUGAAGGAUAUUUUAAAAACACUAAAUUUAAAUUAAGUGCGACCUUUGCAGAUGGAUUUUUUACAGGAAAAAUUAACCUUGAAAAAUAUUCAGAUAAUAAAAAAUAUGUUCUUGAAAGAAAUAAUGAAAAAACUUUAUUACCUAUUUACUAUAAUUAGAAUAAUUUAAUAGAUUUUUUCACCUUUAAAACCAUUUUUGAAGGUCGAUGGAUAAAUCAAAAAAUUUUGGAUAUUUAUUUAGAUUAAUUUACUAGAGAGUAUAAAAUGAUAAAUGAAAAAAAAUAAACAAUGAUGAAUUAUUAAAAUUAUGUGAUUAAUUCUUGUGAUUGUGCAGAUAUAUUUUCAAGUGAUAUUUUUGAUUAACAAUUUUAUUUAGAAGAAAAAUGGAAAGCAUUUUAGGCAGAUCAUAAUAUUGAUAUUAAUAAUCUUAAAAAUAGAUUUAUUUUGGCAUUAAAUUUAAAUAGAUCUCAUUUUAUUGUUUUAGUUUUAGAAUUUGAUCCAAACGAGAAACAGGGUACAAUUUAUCUAUUAGACUCAAUACCUAAUCCUUUUACAAAAAAAUAAUUUGAAACAGGAUAAUAAAAUAUAUAAAGUUUAUUUCCUAAUUUUAUCAUCAAAAAAGAGAUAUAAAGAAUAGAUAAAAAUAAGAUAGAAAUAUAAAAAAAUGGUUAUGAUUGUGGAAUUCAUUGCAUAUACAAUUCUAUUUAAGUGUUUAAAGAAAAAAAUAAAAAAAUGACUGAUAUUAAUUUUAAAAUUGAAGAUAAACAUAAAAUAAAUAGAUUGAGAAGACAUGUUUAUUUGACUAUGGUUAAUAAUUAUUCUAAUUUUUUUGAUUAUUGA